AUGGAGAAUAUUUUAAGGCAGUACACCAACGCCUACCAUGAACGAAUUCGCUACCCAAACCCAUUUAACGAUGCGGACUUCGAAACCGAUGAUUUCGAGUCGAAUGAGUUCCGAAUGUACAGCUUCAAGAUCAAGAAAUGUCCUCUAAACCGUGCACAUGACUGGACAAUUUGCCCCUAUGCGCACCAAGGAGAGCGAGCUCGAAGGAGAGACCCACGCAAAGUGCCUUAUGCAGCUGUCUCCUGCCCAGACUAUAAGGCAUCAUCAAGUGGAAAGUGUCCGAGGGGUGAGCUUUGUGAGUUCUCCCACGGCGUAUUUGAGUACUGGCUCCACCCAACUAAGUAUCGAACACGAGUAUGCAAUGCAGGUGACUGCUGCACACGUUCAGUCUGCUUCUUUGCUCACUCACCCCAAGAGCUCCGAGUGGAGCCUAUGGCCUAUAUCCCCAACUGGUUUCGACUCGCACUCCGUGCUAAAACUGAGGCUGAGACAAGUAACACACUGUCGUCCACCAGUACUAGUGCUACUCGCACUAGUAUUGCGAGUAGCAGUACUAAUCGUGGGCGAGAGUUGGGCGUGAUUGGACGUCCUAAGACGUCCAACACGCCCACAUCCGCAUUAUGGGAACUUGGUAGUAGUAGUACUACAAGUAGUGUGGUAGAAAUGGUUAGACCUACUCAAGAAUUGAAGUUGGAUUUUUUGGAGAGUCUAAGGAUGAUGAGGAUUAGUGAAUACUACUACAACAAUCAAAGUAAUAACGUUAAUAAUGCAACAAAUGUGAAGUCGGAUGUGCCUAAUUUUGAUUGGGUUACAGAUUUGCUAGCUGGUUGA
Beta vulgaris subsp. vulgaris (sugar beet) is the source of this 831-nucleotide messenger RNA. RefSeq names its product zinc finger CCCH domain-containing protein 23. The coding region runs from base 1 to 831 and encodes 276 amino acids. NCBI's taxonomy places the organism in Eukaryota, Viridiplantae, Streptophyta, Magnoliopsida, Caryophyllales, Amaranthaceae. The transcript has a single exon. Gene Ontology annotation, molecular function: metal ion binding. The record is from RefSeq and is a predicted model, not a curated record.